Molecule: messenger RNA, 2489 nt
Organism: Cuscuta europaea
Lineage: Eukaryota; Viridiplantae; Streptophyta; Magnoliopsida; Solanales; Convolvulaceae
Source: the annotation of a GenBank genome assembly
CCCACCCCCACCCCAAACAAUUCCAUUUUGAACUAUCCCACAUUUUGCUAGAAAAAGAACUUCACUUUCCUGAAAAGUUCAGCCAAACAUGGCUGUUGGAUCCAUCUCUUCCAUCACCUUCAUCUUCUUCGCUGGACUACUACUCUCAGAAGCAAAGGGCAGUGACAAUGUGUCUGUUCUCAUGACCAUCAAAGCCUCCUUAGACCCGCAGAACCUCAUUCUUGAAUCUUGGUCACCCAAUGCCACUGACCCUUGCACCGUCUCCUCCUUUGAAGGCGUUGCUUGCAACGACCUUGGCCAGGUUGUCAACAUCUCCUUGCAGGGAAAAGGGCUUAAUGGGAAAAUACCACCUGAGAUCGGCCAGUUGGGCUCCUUGUCUGGGUUGUACCUCCAUUUCAACAACCUUCGUGGGGGUAUCCCUAGUGAAAUAGCUAACUUGACUCGCCUCUCAGAUUUGUAUCUUAAUAUGAACAACCUCUCUGGUCCUAUACCUCCUGAGAUUGGCAACUUGUUAAAUCUUCAAGUGUUGCAACUCUGCUACAACAAUCUUAAUGGGAAUAUACCUAAUGGGUUUGGGUCUCUAAAGAACCUUACUGUUCUUGCUCUUCAAUCCAAUCAGUUGACUGGUGCAAUUCCAGCCAGUUUGGGUGGGUUGACAAUGCUGACAAGGGUGGACUUGAGCUCUAAUCACCUGUUUGGUUCAAUUCCAGUUAAACUUUCUGAAGCUCCUAACUUACGAGUUCUUGAUCUAAGAAACAAUACCCUCUCUGGCAAUGUCCCUCUUGCUCUGAAGAACCUAAAUGAUGGAUUCCAGUAUGUGAACAACAAAGGUCUAUGUGGGAUCGAUUUCCCCUCUUUAUCACUCUGCAUUGACACUUCCUUAAACUCCAGCAAACCAGAACCGGUCGGGCAAGGUUCAUAUCAUCUCCCAACCAAAGAUAUUCCUCAAUCCGCAAACAUCCACCCUCAUGACUUCAACCGGUCCAAGAAGCCACAAACUGCUGCGGUUGUGGGGGUCAUUGGAAUGAUUGUUAUACUGGCUGUAUGUGGAUUGUUCACUUUUUCAUGGUACCGCCGAAGGAAACAGAAAAUUGGAAGUACUUCUGAUACUUCAUCUGAUAAUCCUGCUCAGUCCAAGGUUGUCUGCAGACGAAGCACAUCUCCUCUUAUAAGCCUUGAGUAUUCAAAUGGUUGGGAUCCUCUGUCUAAGGAUCAAGCUGGAAGUGCUCUCUCACAGGAAGUUCUUGAGAACUUUAUGUUCAACUUGGAUGAAGUUGAGUGUGCAACACAGCACUUCUCAGAGAUGAAUCUGUUAGGAAAGGGUAGUUUCUCUGCUGUAUAUAAAGGAACAUUGAGGGACGGGUCUGCCGUUGCUGUGAAGUGUAUUUCCAAGACCAGUUGCAAAUCUGAUGAAGCCGAAUUUCGGAAAGGGCUGAAAUUAUUGACGUCAUUGAACCAUGAAAACCUGUUAAGGUUGAGAGGCUUUUGUUGCUCGAAAGGUCGGGGAGAGUGCUUCCUCAUCUAUGACUUUGUCCCUAAUGGAAACCUGUUGGGAUACCUUGACGCGAAGGAUGGCAAAGGAAAGGUGCUUGAUUGGUCUACCAGAAUCUCCAUUAUCAAAGGCAUUGCAAAAGGCAUUCAAUACUUGCAUGGCAACAAAAGAAAUGUUGCAGCUCUAGUCCACAGAAGCAUAUCAGCCGACAAGGUUCUGAUUGAUCAACUAUACAACCCCCUUCUGUCCGACUCUGGCCUCCACAAACUAUUAGCAGAUGACAUCGUCUUCUCAACGCUCAAAGGAAGUGCUGCCAUGGGGUGCCUGGCCCCAGAGUACACAGUCACAGGCACUUUCACUGAGAAGAGUGACAUAUACGCGUUUGGUGUAAUCAUAUUCCAGAUCCUGUCCGGGAGUUGUUUGGUCACCCAAACAAACCAUGAUGGAGUAGAGAUGUGUAGGUUUGAAGAUUUCGUUGAUGCAAGACUUGAGAGGACAUUUGUUGAGUCCGAGGCUGCUAAGCUCGGAAAGAUAGCUAGGCUUUGCACUAACGAAUCUCCAGGUUGCAGACCUGAUAUUGAUGAUGUCAUUGAGGCACUCAAUGAUAAUUUAGGUUGCAGCUCUGUGAUUUGUAUUGAAGGGGAAUGAAGAAGGGAUGUUGCAGUAGAGCUUAUGUUAGAGAUUUGGUGUAUUUUAGAAUGCUGAUGUAGGCAUAUUUAUUUGUACUUAGUAAUUAGUUUCCUAGUAUGCUUUUGUGCAUUAAUCUACAUGAACUGCCUACACAAGGCAGCUUUGGGACACCCAUUUGUACUAACUAGAAUUUUCACCCAUGCGUUGCACGGGAUGUAGUUCACUCUUAGUGUAUGUUUUUCUCUUGUAUGAGAAUCACAACUUGUGAUAAUUCAGUAUUUAUUAUCCUAGUAGUAUUGAGUUUGGAAGUUAAGAUGUGGUAAAAACAUAACUUUCUCGUGCAUGUGAGAAAAUAGGGAUGGACCGG